This is a messenger RNA of Misgurnus anguillicaudatus (oriental weatherfish), 3024 nucleotides long. It is a transcript of the gene ptchd3b, whose product is annotated as patched domain containing 3b. NCBI's taxonomy places the organism in Eukaryota, Metazoa, Chordata, Actinopteri, Cypriniformes, Cobitidae. Gene Ontology annotation, cellular component: membrane. The record is from RefSeq and is a predicted model, not a curated record.
UAUGCAGGAUGUACCUGGAUCACUGCUUCAGUAAAUUGUUUACUCUAAUGAAACCUCUAUAGGUUGACUAUAGGCUUGAAAGGUAAUUCUAGUGGUGAUGUAUCCCCAAUGGUUAUCAAGAUAACAAAGACCUAAGAUCUGAAGAGAUCCUUUGUGUUAGCACUGUGUCCUUUUUGUUCUGCUGUGAGAAGCCAGCAGAAAUAUGAGCUGAUCCUUUGAUACUCUUCAUUACCUCACAUGCAAAUGUUGAUAAAUUACCAUAAACUAAAGUACACAUGCACUGUCCUAUAAGGGCUCUCUGUAGCAGCAUUGUUAUACAGUGAUGGUUAGAAGGCACACAUGUGAAGGUGUUUGUAGAUCUUUGCUUUGACCAUGGUGUCCUGCGUUACAGACUGCAUUGAAAAACCCAUACGGAUGUGUUUUGAAAGUCUGGGUAAAUUUGUAGGGCUUCACCCGUGGUGGUUUGUCACUCUUCCUCUGGUGAUGUCUGCAGCUCUCGGAGGAGGAUUUUACUUUUUGAAGGACCUGAAAUCCAACAACAUAGUGGAGCAGUUCACGCCGAAGAAUGGACAUGCAAAAGUGGAGAGGCAUUUCUUUCAAGAAACCUUUCCGCAAAAUGAUACACAGUUUUCAGUGCUACGACUUAACACAGAUGGGGUCUUUGCAUCUGUGAUAUUUUCUUCUCGGACAAAUGUACUCAGCGCCGAGGCAUUGGAUGAAAUAUUGCGCAUAAAUGGAGAUGUUAAAGAAUUUGUCGCAAAUCAAAGCACAUACUCAGAUAUUUGUGCCACAGUGAACGGAAGGUGUUACUCAAAUGCAUUGCUUGAUGUCUUAGGUUACAAUGCAAGCAAUUUUCAUUUAGUCAACAUAACAUUUCCAGUAUACUGUCAGUCAGAGAUCAACUGUAUCCACUUGGGAAAUUACAUUAGUGAGGUGGAUGUGGAUGACAAUGGAGUUGUUAAAAGUGCCAAAGCACUAAGACUUUUCUAUUAUUUACAAGAAAACUCGACACUGGGAGACAUUUGGCUUCAAGGCUUUAUUAACUUGCUCUCCAAUGUGACAACAUCCCUCACAGAAGUUGCCUUUUUCACCUCAAUAUCAAGACAACAGGAAUUUGAGAAGAGCACGGCAUCUGUCACUUAUCUUUUUGCAAUCACAUAUUUUCUUGCAAUUUCAUUUUCAAUAAUAUCUUGCCUAAGGUUCGACAAUGUCAGAAGCAAAGUGUGGGUGGCAUCUCUUGGAGUUUUUUCAACUGCACAAGCAGUGCUGGCCAGCUUUGGGUUGCUUUUACUCUUGAACGUGCCAUUUGUUAUUACCGUGGCAUCAUCUCCAUUCCUUAUUCUUGGGAUUGGUAUCGAUGACAUGUUCAUCAUGAUCUCCAGCUGGCAGAGGACCAAUGUUCAAGACUCAGUGCCAGAACGCAUGGCCUGCACCUACAGAGAAGCGGCCAUUUCUAUUACCAUCACCACCUUGACUGACGUUCUAGCGUUCUACCUUAGCUACAGCAACCCUUUUGGCUCUGUGCAGUCUUUUUGUCUCUACGCUGGGACGGCUGUGUUCUUCUGCUACCUUUUUAACAUCACUUUCUUUGGAGCGUGUCUGGCUCUGAAUGGUAGAAGGGAGGGGGAAAACCGACAUUGGUUAACUUGCAUGAAGGUUCCAGAGGAGAGUCAAACAGGACAAUCUAAAGCGUACACUGUCUGCUGUGUCGGAGGAGCUUAUAACCAUACCACAGGAACCGAAGAAGAACAUCCAAUGAUGCUGUUUUUCAGGAAGUACUAUGGACCGUUUCUAACCAUAAUUUGGACUAAAGCAUUUGUAAUUGUUUUGUACCUCAUAUACAUUGCGAUUAGUGUUUAUGGAUGCCUGAGGCUUAAGGAGGGCAUUGACCUCAAGAAUCUAGCAGUUGAUGAAUCAUACAUCGUCCAGUACUAUGAGGCAGAAAAGACAUAUUUUAAAUAUUACGGUCCGAAUGUGAUGUUAGCUGUUAAUGGCACAUUUCCAUAUUGGGAGGAGAAUGAACGCCACAAACUCGAGUCUUGUUUCGCACAGUUUAAGGAGCUAGAUUUUGUCAUGAACUUAUCAACAUCCUGGCUUGAUUCUUUUGAGAAGUACGCAAAGCAAAAUAGCAAAAAUAUUAGUUCUGAGGCUGGUUUUAAAACACAUCUCGAUCAGUUUCUGGACCACCAUCCCAUGUUCAAACAGGAUGUUAACAUAACCAAUGCUGACAUAGCUGCAUCACGUGUGUUUCUUCAGACAUUCAACAUUUCCUCGGAGAAGACCAUGCUGAAUUUAUUACGAGAGACAGCGGAGGACUGCCAGUGGCCAUUGGUGGUCUACCAUCCAGCAUUUAUAUACUAUGAUCAGUAUACUGUGAUCGGUGACACCACCGUUCAGACCAUCAGUGUAGCAACUGCAGUCAUGCUAGUUAUUUCUCUUGUGCUAAUUCCAAAUCCUCUUUGUGCCCUUUGGGUGACUUUUGCUAUAGCUUCAGUCAUUUUGGGAGUUACGGGGUUCAUGGCACUGUUAAAUGUUAACCUUGAUUCCAUCUCCAUGAUAAACCUGGUCAUUAGCAUUGGGUUCUCCGUGGACUUCUCCGCUCACAUCUCCUACACGUUUGUGUCCAGUAAGAAAUCAGAUGUGAACGAGAGAGUUGUGGAUGCACUGGCGCACUUGGGCUUUCCCAUACUUCAAGGUGCUUUGUCGACGAUUGUGGGGGUUGUGGUGCUUUCAGCUUCUACAAGCUACAUAUUCAGAACUCUCUUCACCAUUGUGUCUCUGGUGAUUAUGUUUGGGUUUUUUCACGGUAUUGCUUUUAUUCCAGUAUUUCUCACUUUUUCUGGAUUUUGCCACAAGUUGUGGUAGCAUGAUUCAACAUUUCCGUGCAUUCGAAAUACACCAGGGGUCUCAUUUAUAACACUGUGCGUAGAACCUUUACUUAAAGUCUACGUAUGCAGAAAAGCCGAAAAUGGCAAACGCCAAAAAAUAUUAAAGGAAUAUUCCAUUUUCUAUAAAGAAAAAUCC